Molecule: messenger RNA, 1831 nt
Organism: Pogonomyrmex barbatus (red harvester ant)
Lineage: Eukaryota; Metazoa; Arthropoda; Insecta; Hymenoptera; Formicidae
Gene: Gbeta76C
Product: guanine nucleotide-binding protein subunit beta-2
Biological process (GO): signal transduction
Molecular function (GO): protein binding
Source: RefSeq, a predicted model, not a curated record
UAGUAAAUUUGUUUUCUCUCUUUCCUUUAAUACAGGUAGAUUUUCACCGAGCAUAUGAGUAUUUCUAUGCGUAUUUUUGAAAAAGAAACUAAUAAUAUUUUUGAAAAAGAACCUAAUAUAUUCUUCCAAACGCGUAUGUAGGUAAUUAAGUUACGUGAACGAGCCGAACUAAUGCCCAACAAAUCGAGUUAACUGGCAAAGUAAUACGAUUACUGGAGCAGCGGAGUAGACGAUCCUGAGGCUUCUUUUGUGUUGUCGGAAAUCGUUCGACAGUUUUCACAUGUCGAACGUCGGUCGCGUUUGGUUUCCACACUUUCUGAGGCGUUGGUGAAACUUUGUGUCACUGACAGGAAGAGAAAAAUGGGUAAGGAAGACGCCGAGACUACGGCUUUGAAGAAAGAACUAGAGGACCUUAUCAACAAAUGCAAGGAAGAACAAAAGAAGCAGCAGGAUACGACAUUGGAACAAGCGUGCGGUGGAGUUGCUGAUGCUCCGAAAGUUAGACUGUCAACUAAAAAGCUAUUGAAAGGGCAUAUUAAUAAAGUCAACUCGGUACACUUCAGUGGUGAUAGUCGACACUGUGUAACCGGAUCAUUAGACGGGAAGUUGAUCAUCUGGGACACGUGGACCGGCAACAAAGUGCAGGUCAUCCCGUUGCGUUCGGCCUGGGUGAUGUCGGUGGCUUUCGCGCCGACCGGCAAUUUCGUCGCGUGCGGUGGAAUGGAUAACAUGUGCACCGUCUAUGACGUGAACAAUCGUGACGCCACGGGAUCUGCCAAGAUCAUGAGAGAGCUUCUGGGUUACGAGGGGUUUCUGUCAUCCUGCAGGUUCCUCGAUGACAAAAAGAUCAUCACUGGAUCCGGCGAUAUGAAAAUUUGCAUAUGGGAUCUCGAGGCCAAUAAGAAAACGACGGACUUUGAGGCGCACGCGGGCGACGUGGUGAGCAUCAGCCUGUCUCCCGACGGCAACACUUACGUCACCGGCUCGGUCGACAAAACCUGCAAACUGUGGGACUUGCGGGAAGAGAAAGCCAAACAGACAUUCUUUGGUCAUGAGGCUGACGUAAACUCCGUUUGUUAUCAUCCCUCCGGACAAGGUUUCGUAACAGCUUCCGAGGACAAGACCGCGAGACUGUGGGACUUCAGAUCCGAUCAACAGUUAGCCACCUUUAAGCCGCCGAGCUCGAACCCUGGAUUUACAUCGUGUGGUUUGUCUUUGAGCGGCAGAAUCAUAUUUUGCGGCAGUGACGACAAUUCUAUUCAUAUAUGGGAUACGUUGAAAAAUCAACAUAAUGGUGUCUUAUCUGGUCAUGAGAACAGAGUGACGUCGCUCAGUGUCUCUGGCAAUGGGAUGGCAGUGGUCAGCUGCUCCUGGGAUCAGCAUGUUCGAGUUUGGGUGUGAAUAUAUGUAACAUAUUCAAUUCAUUAUGUUACAAGGAAGACAAAAAGAGCCAGAGCUGUCGAAGCAAUCGAUAAGAAAAACACGCUCUGAACAAGAUGUAUUACUAAAAAUAUAUUGAUGUUGUCAAUCGAUUUUUCUUUUCACGAAGCUUGUGCAGCAAUUAACUUCUAUCAUCUUAAUUAAUUUCUACUAUCAAGUUGCUGCCUUUAGUCUAUAAUUAUGUAAUUGAUCCUAAUCCGCGUUAAAAUGGAUUUACAAUUUGCGUCCAUUAAAAAUUAAGAGAUAGAAGAAACAUGAACUUUUUCAGUGACAUGAAUUCUAGAUUUAGAAAUCCUGCAUGUUAGAAAUAAAUGUUUACUUAAUGAGUAAUUGCAUUAAAUACGUGAGUUGUAUAAAAUCUAAUAAAAAUUUCCUUACCGUUCUUUAAAUC